Molecule: messenger RNA, 690 nt
Organism: Thlaspi arvense
Lineage: Eukaryota; Viridiplantae; Streptophyta; Magnoliopsida; Brassicales; Brassicaceae
Source: the annotation of a GenBank genome assembly
AAAGACACUAAAAAGACAAAAGAAAGAACAAUGCAAUCGGCGAAACAGAAGAUAAGCGAUAUGGCUAGUACAGCCAAGGAGAAGAUGGUUAUAUGUCAAGCAAAAGCCGAUGAGAAGGUUGCGGAAAAGGUGAUGGCAAGGACGAAAGAGGAGAGAGAGAUAGCACACGAGCGUAGAAAGGCAAAGGAAGCAGAGGCUAAGAUGGAUAUGCACAUGUCUAAAGCGGCUCAUGCCGAAGACAAGCUUAUGGCUAAGCAAUCUCACUACCACGUCUCUCAAGGUCACGUGCCUGUGCCGGCUCUGACGCCGGUUAUGGGGCAUGGUUACGGGCAUAAUCCUCCCGGAGUUACCUCUGUAGCUCCAGCAGCGGGACAUGGUUACGGGCAUAAUCCUCCCGGAGUUACCUCUGUAGCUCCAGCAGCUGCUUAUCCUCCGACAAAUACAAUGACGGGGCAUCAACAUCAUCCGGGGCAUCAACAUCAUCAUCAUCCCUAUGGAAACGUUUAGCGAAUUUUUUUUUUUAUAUAAAAAAUGUUGAAUAAGUAAUUAGGCGUUUAGAUCGAUGUUCUUUGGGACAUUGACUAUUGUGCAAAUGUUUUUAUGUAUUUGCUCGUUUUGUUUUCUCAAUUUUAUUAAUAUUAACGUUGAUGUUUCAAAUUAAUAUUUAACGAUCGUUGCACGUUCAGAGAU